AUGUCAGAUCAAUUGACCCCUACUAUAGUGAAAAACGGUUUAGAAGAAUAUACCCUUGAUGCAGAAGAUGUAUCAAAAAGAAAAAACAUCAACAACAAAGAAAUUUGUAUUGAUUUUGUUGUCGAAUCAGUAUAUUUAAACUUGAAAUAUUUCCUGAAUUGGCAAAAUGUUAAAAUAUAUAAAAUAUGCAAUUCCAAUGUAAAUAUAUUAUCUGGGCUUAAUACUGCGUUAGGAAAAGAAGAUGCUGCUCCACAGAGAGAGUAUGUUUUCCCUGUCCAUAUUAAAAGCAAAAAAGUUACUGAUGCUAUAUUAUAUCAAAUCUAUACAGAGAUAGCCCCUGUCAAUUUUUUCCAUUUGGGUAUAUUAAGUGAAGAUGGUACUGUUGUUUAUUAUAGGGUACAUAAGGGUUUGCAAAAACCUCAAAAAUGA
Molecule: messenger RNA, 429 nt
Organism: Saccharomycodes ludwigii
Lineage: Eukaryota; Fungi; Ascomycota; Saccharomycetes; Saccharomycodales; Saccharomycodaceae
Gene: SEN15
Product: Sen15p
Exons: 1
Coding region: 1-429 (142 amino acids)
Biological process (GO): tRNA splicing, via endonucleolytic cleavage and ligation; tRNA-type intron splice site recognition and cleavage
Cellular component (GO): tRNA-intron endonuclease complex
Molecular function (GO): nucleic acid binding
Source: RefSeq, a predicted model, not a curated record